Molecule: messenger RNA, 2701 nt
Organism: Megalops cyprinoides (Indo-Pacific tarpon)
Lineage: Eukaryota; Metazoa; Chordata; Actinopteri; Elopiformes; Megalopidae
Gene: tmem65
Product: transmembrane protein 65
Exons: 9
Coding region: 500-1306 (268 amino acids)
Biological process (GO): cardiac ventricle development; regulation of cardiac conduction
Cellular component (GO): mitochondrion
Source: RefSeq, a predicted model, not a curated record
UGUGAGGGGAGGGUGUGAGCGAACUAGCAACUGUAAUAUCUCUAAAAACGAGUUUGAAAAAAGGUAUACAGAUCGGACUGGGGUCACGCUGCACACAUAUUUAGGAGAAGAAUAUCGGAGCAAAGUGGUGAUCGACAUCAGCAAUGGUAUACAGUGGCCAAAAGCGGCAUGAGCAGAGCAAAUCGGAAGGGCAAUAACUACAAGAAAUUACGACAGGACUAUCCGGGGAGAGCAGUAGACCUUGCACCCGCAAGUGGAAAGAAGUGUUCACAAUGAGAAAUGUUUCCAAUUGACUCAUCGAUUUCACCUCGGUUACAGUUUUGUCCAGGACAUAGGAUUCCUUGCAUUACAUUCGGGAAGAAAACUCCGUGGUACCCAGUCUACGAACAAAUUCAUAGCCGUAAUAUUUCUACUGAAGGAAACAUGACACAUUUUUCGGGACCCUGCUCUUGAGUGAGGUUUUCUUGGAUACAUAAACUUUCCUUGUGCCAAUACAGCGAUGUUGCCGUGUUUGCAAAGAGCCCUACUGCGACCCGUCCUCACACUCAGGCCGAGGUUGGUGUCGGGAAAGUUCUGCGGUAAUCUACCCGCGGCACUCAAGCUUCUGUCGCCUGUGCCUCUGGUGCAGAGUCGUAACUUGGGCACACAUCCACACAAGGAACCGAUGGAGCCCCUGAAUUCGCCACAGGGGGCAAGAGAGUUCAUCUACAGCCUGCACCCCGCGGAACGCUCAUGCUUACUGAAAGAGCUCCAUCGCUUUGAAUCCAUGGCAAUUGCCCAAGCCUCUAAGAAAUCGCGGUACACCCGAGAACUGCCUGCUCUCACCAAGAGACCCACAGAAGAGGAGACGUCUGCUGGCCUCGCUGCAGAUGGGCAGAAACAACUGGAAAUGGCACCUCCGACAGCAGCACAGCUGAGAUACGUGCUUCUGCACAAUGCGAUCCCCUUUAUCGGGUUUGGCUUCCUGGACAACGCCAUCAUGAUUGCCGCAGGGACUCAGAUAGAGUUGUCCAUAGGGGUGAUCUUCGGAAUAUCGACCAUGGCAGCUGCUGCCCUGGGGAACCUGGUAUCGGACCUGGCGGGCCUUGGUCUUGCAGGGUACGUGGAGGCCCUGGCCCAUAGACUGGGCAUGCAAAUCCCUGACCUGAGCCCCAAGCAGGCAGACAUGUGGCAGACCAGAGUCAGCUCCCAUUCGGGGAAAGCCAUCGGAGUCACCAUCGGCUGCAUUCUGGGCAUGUUCCCGCUGUUCUUCCUAAACGAUGACGAGGAAAAGGACACAGGGACACCGGAUCCCAGCAGCAAAUGAGCCACCUCGAACGGACUUGUCUCUCGUGGAUAUGGAAAGCCACUGAUGGAUUGGUCCACCAGACUGUUCCUCUGUUCCUCACUCAUCACAGCAUUGCUAGCCUCUCUGCCUCUUUGCAGAGCUGCACAAAUUACGAAAUUACAAAUACCAACACUAAAAGCAUGACCUUCUGACAAUGCCUAUUUGGCAAAAGUCAAGUAACAUUAUAAAGCAUACCUUCAGAUAUAUCACAACUUUCUACUGCUACAACUGCUUCUUUGGGCUUUGCCUGUGUGGUUUAUUUUUGCAGGGGAUGUGUGUUUAGUCUUAGUUUAUCGUAAGAGGGCGAAUUGUUAUGUGGGAGACUUUUACCUAUCAGCACAUUGACCGGAUCGUGGUUCUGUACUGGAAUUACAUUGUUUCAGUGACCCCUCCUCUAUGAAGUUUGAAAAUGGAACAUGUUUUCUGAGUCUCAGUAUGCUGCCAUCCUCAUUGUGCACUUAUUUAUCAUCACACAAGCAUUCUGCUAUAAGUCCCUGUGUAUUUAGGCACAGGGCUGUGCUCUGUUGUCCUUUGAGGCAGCUGGUACAGGGUUAAGCUCUUCAGGUGUGUUUUUGUUAAGCUGUCCUGCUCUGUGUGUUUUGUGUAGUUCAUGUUUUUUGGUUUUGUGUAGUCUUGCAUGGUGGUGAGCAUGCUUGACUUCAAACCGGGGGCUUUGCAGUGUCAGAUCCUGGAUGAGACAUAGGUGGACCCUAGAAGAAGUCACUCCACACCUGUAGUCUUUUGUUCAGCAUCCAGCUGUAUAAUGAUAAUACCUCUUGCCUGGUUCAACUUCUACUGGUCAUCAUUAGUGCCCUUUUGCUAAAGCGGGGGCAUGAGGAGCCCCCUUACCGGCAAAGUUUUCUCAUCUGUUUCCAUUUUAUUUUCUUUAUAUCACUGUUCCAGAAUAUCUGUUUCUCCCUCAGUGUUAGUUGUUUUCUCUUUAAUUGUAUUUUAAAGCAGAUGCGCACAAGCAAGUUAGUUUAUGUGUAACCUCCAAUGGAUGAAUCAGUUUUGCAUUGCAUGAGUGUAGGUAAGUGUUCUGGAAUUUUGUGCAGAUGAACUGAACCCAAAGUAGUGGAUAUGUCCAAAAUGGAAGGCUAGGAAAUGUAGGAAAUGCUGUAAACAUAUUUAUAUGUCAAACAGGAAGCUGGGAUUUUUGUGUGGAGCUACUUGUUAUGUUUAAGAAGCAUAUUGGAAGUUGUGCCUUUUUCAGAAUGUCUGUGGGCUUCAGUUACAAGCAUGCCAAAAGGACACAGUUUUAAGGCAUCCUGCACUUGAUUCAUUUCUAUAGAGGAUAUGCUUAGAAAUGCAUUGAAGUACAUUAUGCAGGAAAAAAGAUAUGUAUUCUGUAUAAUUUAUUCAGUUUACUUUUAG